AUGGCUUCGGAUAUUCACUGGGGUACAUUGAUCAAUUCAGAUAAAAGCCCAGCCCCACUACUAGAACAGCUAUGUCUAGGGAUCGCCCAGUUGAUGUCCUCCUUCGAUUCCAACGGUACCACUGAUAUAACUCCUGAGAGACUUGCUACUUUUUAUCGCAAAGUCGGUGGAAACUACGACCCUUUAUUCCUGGAGACCAAGGCACAAGCCUUGUCAUUCAUCUACCAGUCACUAGGAUGUUUCCACAGCCUCCAACCCUCAGCCAACCCUUACGAACCUCCAUCCGUUCCAUCGUUACUUCCAAAUGGCUUUGUGCGGUGGCAGACAAUACAACUGUUGAUGGACCCAGAUGAACACUCGGUAUAUUUACAGAAUGCGGUCAACCUCUGGGAUAUUGCGGGCGCGAAUGGCGAGCCCUUUCCAAAGACGAUUCCUCGGGACGCGUUCCCUUCCGAGCCCGACCCAGAGAUGCUAGAAUGGCAUGAAGGAACUUUGGGAGUUAUCAUUACCAUUUUAGUGGUAAGGAUCCUCUACCCGAUGAAGAUGAUUACUUCUCCCGUCCACGCCGGACGGCGCCAAAGCGUCACAGUCAUGCGGAGACAGAUCGACGUAGGGAGCCUCGCCAUCACCGCCGAUACCAUAGCGGAGAAUUUCCCGCCUAUGCUACACGCAAGCCUAUACCAAAUCGACCGGGAUUCUCAACUCCCAGAGUUUCAUCCCCUCCCCCAUGGGGAGAGCGAGAGCGGGAGCGAGAGCACCGGCCAAGUGGACGAGACCAAGCUGUUCCAGAUGUCUCUGAUGUGUCUUCAGAUGAGUCGGCCCGUCACCGCAAGGACCGUGCGAAAUCAAAUAGACAAGAGCGGCGCCAUCUAUCACCACCUUCAAGCGGUAACGCCAGACGUCAUUCCCACGAAGCCUACACGCGCAGACCGUUCCGAGAUCUGUCGCCCACAAGUCCUACUCGACAGCGCCGCGAGCAUGAAAGCCACUCUUCACGAUUUAGCAAAUCUGAGCCUUCGCCAAAGAUUCGUCCGAGAGAACAUAUAA
Molecule: messenger RNA, 1047 nt
Organism: Penicillium griseofulvum
Lineage: Eukaryota; Fungi; Ascomycota; Eurotiomycetes; Eurotiales; Aspergillaceae
Exons: 3
Coding region: 1-1047 (348 amino acids)
Source: RefSeq, a predicted model, not a curated record